AUGCCACCAGGCCUAGAGCUGCCCAGCGGCUGGAUAGAUUGCCCACCCAUGGGGCACAGAAUAACACCGCUGAUGGUGGUUCCAGUCCCUCUUGGCCACAGGUUUUCGCGCGUGCUCAGUGACGAAGAACACUUCUCCCCGGUGAAGCUGAUGGAACAGCUGCACGCCAAAGGCGUGGAGGUGGGGCUUCUGAUAGACCUUACAAACACCUGGAGGUACUAUGAAAGGGAUGAGAUUGAUGCGCUGGGAGUGGAGCACUUGAAGGUCUGCACCCCUGGGAACCCCUUUGUUCCUGAGCCAGAGGCCGUCAACACCUUUGUGUGGGAGCUCAUGAGUUACUACCACCGAGCAAACGCCAGAUGGGCUGUCUUGCAUUGUACGCAUGGCUUCAAUCGCACAGGUAGUUCUGGUUGCCAACACCUUGUGCGAAGCAUGUCAGUGGAGAGGGCGCUCAGAAUCUUUGCAGAGCACAGACCACCGGGUAUCUACAAGGAAGACUACAUACGGGAACUGUACAAAUACAACCAUGAACCACUGCCUUCAGGAUUCCAAGCCCCUAAGUUGCCGGCGUGGAAACCAGAAGAACCCGACUCACCCAAGGCCGACCAUAUCCUUGAUAGUGCGCUUGUGCAUGGGAUUGAGCACGAGGUGCCGGCGGCGCAGCUGCGGUUCCCGGGCGGCCAGCCGGUGAGCCUGGACCGCGCGAAUCUGGGGAAGCUGCGCGAAAAGCGCUAUUGGGUGACCUGGAAGGCUGACGGCACGCGCUACAUGCUGCUGCUGUGCAAGUGGGGCGUCUACCUCAUUGACCGCUCCUUCAACGUGCGCCGAGUCCAGAUGCGAUUCCCGGUGCAGCUGGUGGGCAAGGACGGUCAGCUGCAGGCGCACCACAUGACUCUGCUGGAUGGAGAGAUGCUGGUAGAUGAGGACAUUGCGGCCGGCACGCAGACGCGCAGGUUCCUGGCCUAUGACCUCAUCGCCCUCCACGGCAAAUCCCUCUCCAACCUCCCCUCCAAGGAGCGGUGGGCGCGCAUGGAAGAGAAGGUGAUGCGGCCUCGGCGGAAGGAGCGCGAUGGGAUACGGGACCCCAAGAUCCCGUAUCCGGUGCGCUAUGAUUACGGAUCGGAGCUGUUCAGCGUGCGGCGGAAAGAGUUCUGGCCCCUGUCGCGCAUGUCCACGCUGCUGGACCAGUUCAUCCCCAGCCUGCCCCACGAAGCCGACGGCCUCAUCUUCCAGGGGUACGAUGAGGAGUAUGUGGCCGGCACGGACUUCAAUCUGCUCAAGUGGAAGUUCGCGCACCUCAACUCUGUUGACUUCCGCCUGCGCUCCACAGCCGCAGGUGCGCGAGUGGUAUUCGACGAGGGCAUGGACGUGACGCGGCUUGAGAACUGCAUCGUGGAGUGCUCGUGGGACGGGGAGGAGGGCGUCUGGCGCUACAUGCGCGUGCGCAGCGACAAGGACACUCCAAACGCGUACCAUGUGUACGAGAAGGUCAUGCAGUCGAUCCACGACAACAUCACCGAGGAAGACCUGCAAGAGGAAAUCAAGAUAUAUUUUGCCGGUCAUCGGGCAGCCGAUGAAUCCCCCUUCUUGUGA
This is a messenger RNA of Coccomyxa subellipsoidea C-169, 1593 nucleotides long. RefSeq lists its product as hypothetical. Gene Ontology annotation, biological process: dephosphorylation; 7-methylguanosine mRNA capping. Gene Ontology annotation, molecular function: mRNA 5'-triphosphate monophosphatase activity; mRNA guanylyltransferase activity; ATP binding. The transcript is spliced from 12 exons. Lineage: Eukaryota; Viridiplantae; Chlorophyta; Trebouxiophyceae; Coccomyxaceae. The record is from RefSeq and is a predicted model, not a curated record. Bases 1 to 1593 code for a protein of 530 amino acids.